CGCGCGCAGAGAGCUGGAGGGCUGGAGGGGGAACCGGUCCAAAUUGGCUGAGAUGGACAUUUAGGGGGAGGGGCACUUAAAUUUGGAGCCCCCUCCCCACCCUGGUACCUCCGGUACCACUUGGGAGGGGAAGGAUGGAGCGGAAGGAGGGGGGCAAGUAAAAGUUUCUUGCCAGGCUGUGCCAGCCCUGAGCUUUCCCCUCUCUCCCCCCAGCGCACAGACUUGGGGGAGGAGCGGGGUGCGGGGCAGCGCGUCUCCCUCGGGUAGGAGCGAGAGACGAGCCAAGGCCGAGGAAGCUGGCUGCGGGCUCAUUGCCCGGGAGCUGAUGCUCGGAUCCGGCGGGCGGCGCAGCCCGGAGCUAGGAGCGGCGGACGCUGGCUACCUGUCAUUGCGCCCGGGGCCCAGGGCCCGGGGGAAGGGGAGCGGCCGGCGGCGAGGGGCGGGGGCUGCAGACUCCGGCCACUCCCCCUCCCGGGGCUCGGGCUCUGGCUCCUGUCCUGGGGGUGGCCACUCGCGCCCUCCUCUCCCACUGCUGGCCGCGCGCUCCAUCGGCUCCGGAGGGGCCCCCCAGCUGCCCCGCGCCCACCCACUCCCCCAGCUCCCAGCGGCCACUCUCCCCCGCAACUUUCUGUGCUUUGUUCUCCGGCUGGAAAUGAUUUACGGAAGCCUCUUGGACAGGGUCUCCGCCAGGCGGCAAGAGCCCCGCGCUGAAAUGUGUUGCCUUCUCAUCUGCCCAUCAAUUAUGGAUGGAAACAAAUAAGCAAGAGUCAAUUUUGCAUGAGCCCCUGCUCGGGCGCAGAGAGUCGACAAGGAGCCGGCGUUGGCAGGGGAAUGGUGAAGCUGCAAGGGUUGUACUGUUUUGAGUUGACUGCUUUUCAGAUGGAAAGAGAAAGAGACCAAGGGAGAGAGGCAAAGACACCACAGAACCAAAGCUUCCUUCAGUGAGAUCCUCCAGAGUUGCUCCUUCUUCAAGGAUUUCUAGCCUUCCAAAUUCUGCUCAGUCAUCAGGAUGAAGGAUGAGGUAGCUAAGUAGUAUAUCUGAGGAGGUACGUCUCUGCCUUCAUCUUGGCCCACCAUGAGGUUCUUCUUGCCCUGUGCCUACGUACUGCUCCUGAUGAUUACCCAGUUGAGAGCAGUCAGCUUCCCUGAAGAUGACGAACCCCUGAAUACUGUUGACUACCACUCCCAUUUUCACUUGCAGAUUCAAAGCAAUAUCCGGUUUUUAGAGGACGCCCUUCAGGCAAUGAAUCUCAGCACAGGCUGGACUUUCAGCUGAUGUUGAAAAUUCAAGACACACUUUAUAUUGCUGGCAGGGAUCAAGUUUAUACAGUAAAUUUAAAUGAAAUCCCCAAAACAGAAGUAAUCCCAAGCAAGAAACUGACAUGGAGAUCACGGCAACUGGAUCGAGAAAACUGUGCUAUGAAAGGCAAACAUAAAGAUGAGUGCCACAACUUUAUCAAAGUGUUUGUUCCAAGAAACGAUGAGAUGGUGUUUGUCUGUGGUACCAACGCAUUCAACCCCAUGUGUCGAUACUAUAGGCUGAAUACCUUAGAGUAUGAUGGGGAAGAAAUUAGUGGCCUGGCAAGAUGCCCAUUUGAUGCCAGACAAACCAAUGUUGCCCUUUUUGCUGAUGGAAAGCUGUACUCUGCCACAGUGGCUGACUUCUUAGCCAGUGAUGCUGUUAUUUAUCGAAGCAUGGGUGAUGGAUCUGCCCUUCGCACAAUAAAAUAUGAUUCCAAAUGGAUAAAAGAGCCCCACUUUCUCCAUGCCAUAGAAUAUGGGAACUAUGUCUACUUCUUCUUUCGAGAAAUUGCUGUGGAACAUAACAACUUAGGCAAGGCUGUCUAUUCCCGUGUAGCCCGCAUAUGUAAAAAUGACAUGGGGGGCUCCCAGCGGGUCCUAGAGAAACACUGGACUUCCUUCCUGAAGGCUCGGCUGAACUGUUCCGUCCCUGGAGAUUCGUUUUUCUACUUUGAUGUAUUGCAGUCUAUCACAGACAUAAUACAAAUCAAUGGCAUCCCCACUGUGGUUGGGGUGUUUACCACACAGCUCAACAGCAUCCCAGGUUCUGCAGUGUGUGCCUUUAGCAUGGAUGACAUUGAAAAAGUAUUCAAAGGACGUUUUAAAGAGCAGAAGACCCCAGAUUCUGUUUGGACAGCAGUCCCCGAAGACAAAGUACCAAAGCCAAGGCCUGGCUGUUGUGCAAAGCAUGGCCUUGCUGAGGCAUAUAAAACCUCCAUCGAGUUCCCAGAUGAAACCCUGUCUUUCAUCAAAUCCCACCCACUGAUGGAUUCAGCUGUUCCCCCCAUUGCUGAGGAGCCCUGGUUUACGAAGACUCGGAUCAGGUACAGACUGACCGCCAUUGCAGUGGACCACUCGGCUGGACCCCACCAGAACUACACGGUCAUCUUUGUUGGCUCGGAAGCUGGCGUGGUACUUAAAGUUCUGGCAAAGACCAGCCCUUUCUCUUUGAACGACAGCGUGUUACUGGAAGAGAUAGAAGCCUAUAACCAUGCAAAGUGCAAUGCUGAGAACGAGGAGGACAGAAAGGUUGUCUCUUUGCAGCUGGAUAAAGAUCAUCAUGCGCUCUACGUGGCCUUCUCAAGCUGCGUGGUCCGUAUCCCUCUCAGCCGCUGUGAGCGGUACACGUCGUGUAAGAAGUCUUGUAUUGCAUCUCGCGACCCGUACUGUGGUUGGUUAAGCCAGGGGGGCUGUGAGAGAGUGACCCCAGGGAUGCUGCUGCUAACUGAAGACUUCUUUGCUUUCCAUAACCACAGCGCUGGAGGAUAUGAGCAAGACACAGAGUACGGCAACACAGCCCAUCUAGGGGGCUGCCAUGAAAUUUUGCCUACUUCAACUACACCAGAUUACAAAAUAUUUGGCGGUCCAACAUCUGACAUGGAGGUAUCCUCUUCUUCUGUUACCACAAUGGCAAGUAUCCCAGAAAUCACACCUAAAGUGAUUGAUACCUGGAGACCUAAACUGACGAGCUCCCGGAAAUUUGUAGUUCAAGAUGACCCAAACACUUCUGAUUUUACUGAUCCUUUGUCAGAUAUCCCAAAGGGUGUCCGAUGGGAAGUCCAGUCUGGAGAGUCCAACCAGAUGGUCCACAUGAAUGUCCUCAUCACCUGUGUCUUUGCUGCUUUUGUUUUGGGUGCGUUCAUUGCAGGGGUGGCAGUAUAUUGCUACCGUGACAUGUACGUUCGGAAAAACAGGAAGAUCCAUAAGGAUGCAGAAUCUGCUCAGUCGUGCACAGACUCCAGUGGAAGUUUUGCCAAAUUGAAUGGUCUCUUUGACAGUCCAGUCAAGGAAUAUCAACAGAAUAUCGACUCUCCCAAAUUGUACAGCAACCUACUGACCAGUCGCAAAGAGUUGCCGCCCAAUGGAGAUACAAAAUCCAUGGUGAUGGAACAUCGAGGUCAGCCUCCCGAGCUGGCUGCUCUUCCCACACCUGAAUCUACACCUGUGCUUCACCAGAAGACCCUGCAGGCUAUGAAAAGCCACUCAGAAAAGGCCCAUGGCCAUGGGGCUUCAAGGAAAGAAGUCCCCCAGUUUUUCCCUUCUAGUCCUCCACCCCACUCCCCACUAAGUCAUGGACAUAUCCCCAGCGCCAUUGUUCUUCCUAAUGCUACCCAUGACUACAACACAUCCUUCUCAAACUCUAAUGCUCACAAAGCUGAAAAGAAGCUUCAAAACACUGACCACCCUCUUCCCAAAUCAUCCAGUAAAAGGGAUCACCGUCGUUCCGUGGAUUCCAGAAAUACCCUCAAUGAUCUCCUGAAACAUCUCAAUGACCCCAACAGUAACUCCAAAGCGAUCAUGGGCGAUAUCCAGAUGGCCCACCAGACCCUCAUGCUGGAUCCCGUGGGACCUAUGUCUGAGGUCCCACCCAAGGUCCCCAACCGGGAGGCAUCCCUUUAUUCUCCACCUUCAACUCUCCCCAGAAAUAGCCCAACCAAGAGAGUGGAUGUUCCUACCACUCCUGGAGUCCCAAUGACUUCUCUGGAAAGACAAAGGGGUUAUCACAAAAAUUCCUCCCAGAGGCACUCUAUAUCUGCUAUGCCUAAAAACUUAAACUCACCCAAUGGUGUUUUGUUGUCUAGACAACCUAGUAUGAACCGUGGCGGAUACAUGCCCACCCCCAUGGGGGCAAAGGUGGAUUAUAUUCAGGGAACACCAGUGAGUGUUCACCUGCAGCCUUCCCUCUCCCGACAGAGCAGUUAUACCAGUAAUGGCACCCUUCCUAGGACGGGACUAAAGAGGACACCAUCCUUAAAACCUGAUGUGCCACCAAAGCCUUCAUUUGUUCCUCAAACCACAUCUGUCAGACCACUGAACAAAUACACUUACUAAGCCUCAAGUGUGCUAUUUCCCAUGUGGCUUUCUUCUGUCCAUGUUGUGAGGGUGUUGUAAGGGUACCUUAAGAUAAGAGACUUACUUGUAUUUUAAGAGAGCCAAGUGGCCAAAGAAACUCCUCCUAACUUUGGCAGCAUCAGAACUUGCCACAUGUAGCUACUACAACAAGGCUUCUGUGUACUUGUCAGAAAACAAAGGAAGAUGCUGGUCAUUCCAUUUCUUUUGUUUGAACCUAAAGAGAUGUGUAGCUCUAAGGGGCAACCUUACCAGUAUAAAAUGCUGAUACAGUACUCAGAAGAAUCUGUAAGCAAAUACUUGAAAAUGGGUUGGAUUUAGACUGCUGUUGUGUGGUCUUCCCAUUAAAUGUGAACAUUUUAUUAUGUAUGCAUUCACCUUGCCUCUUGCACAAAUGUCAAAAAAAAAAAAAAAAGGUAAUGUUUCAAACAAACUUGUAGAUUACCAAACAAUUUGCUAAAAAAAAAAAAAAAUCUGUAUUUGACCCAAAUUGUAGCAUUUUUUCAUGUGUGGCACUUUUUUCAGGCCACCAAUGAACUAUACUGAGUGUGUGUGUGUGUGUGUGUGUGUGUGUGUGUGUGUGUGUGUGUGUACCUGCGAGCUUGUGUGUCUGAGUUCUGUACUCACUAGGAUUUGUUGAGGUGCCCAUUAUGUCUGUUUGUGCUAUGGAAUUGUUCACACUGAGCAUGACUGAACAGGAAACAAUGACUUCUCCCCACAACGCUCCACUGGAUUCAGUGUUGAGAAGGAGAUAAAACUGAGGUGGAUUUGACCAUCAAAAUUAUUAGCUUGGUUCUGUGGUGCCUAAAGCCAGAAUGUAAGAGUUCUAGGUAAUUUUGUGCUGCUAUUCAUUUAAAACAAAUCUAUUACAGCUUAAGGAGACAGAGAUACUAAGAGGUAUUCUUGAUUUAGCCACCAGUAUUCAGUACUGAUAUUACCUGUCCAUUGUGAAUUCAAGCCAGAAUCACUCCACUAACUGUGGAUGCACUAAUCAGGUUUUAUUUUGAUUGUUUUGUUUUCCUUUAAUAAACUUUCUCUUUCUUUAACUACUUUGACCCCUGAAGAUCAAAAACAAAGCAAAAGACAAAAAAAAUAAUGAUAAUAAUGUGAAAGGAAUUGUAAUUGGCUUAACAAAAGUAGUCUAUGAAAACCUAACAGAGGUACAAUCAUGUUGUAUAUGUUGUGUUAUGUGAGCGUUUUCUCCUAAGUCAUGCAGGUAAUGACAAUAUACUGUAAAUAUUACAUGUGAGUUUACCUGAAUCUGUGCAUUUUGUGCCUUAUUCAUGAGAACGAUAGAAGUACUAAGAUAAUGUCAAGUGUUUUCAGUAGAGCACAUCAGUUACUGAGUGCCAGUCAUAAAUGUUUUUCAACCAGCACCUGAAAAAAAAAAGACUGGAAAAAGAAAGAUCAUGAGAACAGCUAAUUGUAAAACAGUACACCCCAAUAGCAGCAGUGUGUCCUUGGCCACACUAAACAUUCCACUCCUGCUUUCCUAAGGAUGACUCAGUGAUAAUGUGAAGGCCAUUGAGGUUUCUCGAGGAAGGCAACCCCUGCGGAAACCAUAAAGUCAUUUGGACAUAGUUUUGCAGAACCACUUACAGUAGCUGGAGUGCAGAGCCAGUGACUGUUUCAAUUAAUGUGAACCGAAUCUAUCUAGAAAGUAUCCAGGCAGACGAGUGCUCCUGACUCCGUCACACAAACGAGUUCAACUGAUGUCAUAAUAAUUCUGGUGACAUAUACUACUUUAGGGAGGACGGGUUGCAGAGACCAGAGCAUUUUUAUACAGAAUGUAUGUAGAAUACUGAAAAAGCUAUCCCUUUUUCCCCCCUUUGAGAAAUAUUAAUUUCUAAAGAACGUGAUGCCCUGAGAUCUCUGGAACCACAAAAGCUAAACCUUCUGUUCUUGAAACACUUCAGCUUAGCAACUAAAAUCUCACAGAUUAAUAAUAAGUUAAACCAACCAACAGUAAACACUACUCAGUCCACUGCCGACAAACGUGUUUGAAUUCACCUUACCAAUAUUAAUCCUGGCGUGCGGAAAACAGGAACAGUAACAUCUAUGUGACCCCUCCCCCCGAUAACAUUUUGUAACAUUGUGCUGCCUUGUAGUUUGUAAUGUGAGUUCUAUCAGUAUUUAUGUUGAGAUUUCUAACAUAAAAAUAAAUCUAGUCUCUAUCCUGUUAAUUUAAUUUUUAAAUGCUUUAUCCAUUUGUGCAAAGGUAAACACAGAUUGUAUCUUUUUUAAUGGUACGGCAUAAAAAGUAACCCUAAAGUGAAGGCUCUAUACUGUUUUAUAGAGUACUUUAACAUGUAUAGAUAUCUUGUAAACUUGUAUUGUGGAAGUGUAAAUAAUAUGUACUUUGGGUUUUUAACACCGCAUGUAAAGUCAAAAUAAAAUAUACAAAUCAUUAUA
Messenger RNA from Erinaceus europaeus (western European hedgehog), 6783 nucleotides. RefSeq names its product semaphorin 6D (gene SEMA6D). The transcript has 21 exons. Gene Ontology annotation, biological process: axon guidance; negative regulation of axon extension involved in axon guidance; semaphorin-plexin signaling pathway. The coding region runs from base 1276 to 4353 and encodes 1025 amino acids. The record is from RefSeq and is a predicted model, not a curated record. Gene Ontology annotation, molecular function: semaphorin receptor binding; chemorepellent activity. Lineage: Eukaryota; Metazoa; Chordata; Mammalia; Eulipotyphla; Erinaceidae.